AUGACCGAGCUGCACCAAGCUGCUGCAGCAGGAGAUUACCAAAAGGUUGAAGAACUUCUGACGCAGCAGAAAUGCUGCCCCAAUGAGAGAGACGUGGACUGGAGCUACAAGACUCCUCUGCACUGGGCAGCAGCCAAAGGACAUGCAGAGAUCGUCAGGCUCCUCGUUGAGCACGGCGCCAGGCCGUGUCUAAAAACAGAGCACGGAUGGACUCCGGCCCACUUUGCAGCAGAGUCCGGCCGGCUGGCGGUGCUGCGGCUGCUGCACUCCCUCCACGCACCGAUCGACAAGGAGGACUGCUGCGGAGACAAACCAGUGAGGCUGGCCCAAAUAUACGGACACCGAGACUGUGCUCGGUUCCUUAAAAGAGCGGAGACAGAGAGCCAGGCCUACCGCAGGAAAGCGGCUCAAGAAGGGAUUUCCAUGGAUGAUACAGAUGAGGAAUGGGCCGAACAAAGCAACGUUAAUUAA
This is a messenger RNA of Nematolebias whitei (Rio pearlfish), 471 nucleotides long. Its product is annotated as ankyrin repeat domain-containing protein 66. The transcript is spliced from 3 exons. Gene Ontology annotation, molecular function: protein binding. Lineage: Eukaryota; Metazoa; Chordata; Actinopteri; Cyprinodontiformes; Rivulidae. The record is from RefSeq and is a predicted model, not a curated record. The coding region runs from base 1 to 471 and encodes 156 amino acids.